UUUUUAUUGUUAUGGCGCCGGGUAGCAAGAUGAAGGAAAAUGAAACGGAUGAAGAAUACUUGAUUUCUAUGGCACGAAGCUGCCAGAAAAGUGAUCCGUAUUUUACAAAGUCUUGGAUGCUUACAGCGAAAACACUUUUUCCGGAUAAUUUCGGAAUACAGUAUGAAGCCUAUUGCUUGGCUUCAGACAGUGGAAAUAUCAAAGAAGCAUCAGGCUACUUGGAAGAAAUGUUCAGGAAGUUUCCGACAGAACAUCGUCUCUGGGAUGAAGUGUACAAGAUAGCCAAUGCCCUUCGAGCUGACACACUUGAUCCAAAAAUUGCCGUCUUGAGAGAUAUGUUCAAUCACUUGCCAACAGCCUCACAGCAUGACAUCUUACUUUCUAUAGCUGAACACUGCAUGGACACAGCUGAGCACUGCAGGCUCAUGUUGCUCCUCUUGCGAAAGUUCCCAGAGAAGGUGGUGGAACAUGGUGUGAAGCUGAUUGACACCCUACAAAUGGCCGAGAAACAUAGCCAUAGCCAGACGCCACUGAACCAAUUUAGGAAACUUCUUGUGUGUGAUGUGGCUCCUCUUGUCCUAAAGAUGGGCGUGGAGCUCCCAGUCAAGCAGACAUAUAGGCUCAUCCAUAAAUGCAUAGAAUUCUACACAAUGUUCAUCUAUGCACCAAACAGGAACAAGCUCGACUUAUUCAUGAAGCCAGGCCUCGAAGGUGGUGGAGGAAGCGGCAGCACCGAGAGUGGCUGUGGCACUUCGGAGGCCGAGCUGUGGCGGCAGCUGUUCUCGUUUAUGUUGUGUGCUGGGCGGCGCCUACGUUGGGAGCUGUCGGAGCUGCUGCAGGAGCCCCUGCCACUGCUCCAGGAGAGCCACUGGCAACACAUUCGUGCCCUGCUGCGUGCACGGCCACCACCACCUCCAACCGACCUCAGUGCAGGUGCCGCUGCUAUGGACCCCGAAGAGCUCGUGGCUACACACAAACAGGUCUUCUACUGUGUCAUUGUAAUAUUCUUGCAUGCGCUCUACAACUAUGGGAAGCACAUCAACCCUUCCUGGUUCCCAGGUACCACCAGUGACAUUCAGUGCAUUCUGUUAGAGGGGCCACGUUGGGUGAACCCAGCGCCUGAGCAGCCAAAGCACAAGAGAAGAAAAGUUGAGCCUGAGGCAAGUGGAAAGGAGACUGAGCCACCUGCCCUAACUGUGAGCAAGUGCGUUCCGGCAGAAUCAGCGGUUGUACUGACGCAGAGCUUCCUUACGGCUAUUCGUUGCUGGUCCAUUCUGCAGUAUCUAAAGAAAGAACUGUCCCGGUUGUCACAACACAUUCGUCUAGAUGAGUGGCCUUGGUUCCAGUCCUUUCUUAUAGAGUCGCUGAUCUACCAGGACCAGCAUAAAGAAGCCAUUGCAAAGCUCUUCAGUGCAGCUGAUGCAGCAACAGAUCCAACAACAAAGAACAAAGUAAACCUUCAGAUGGCCAGCUGCUUCUAUUCGUGUGGAGAGUCCUCAUUUUGCCUUCAAGCUGAUGGCAACCCGGUCACCGGCAUCAAGGCAGCUUGUUCCAAGCUUCUGGAUGUGGUGUGCUCAUUACCUGAAAACUCUGUGGCUGCCUCAGCUACUCCGUACCAUACACCGGAAACCCUGCAUAGAAAACCUGAACGGAAAUUGGUGUUUGCCUGCUAUGAAAGGACUGAGGUUCUGCGCUUCUGCAUGAAGACGCUGAUAACAUGUUUUAAGGAAAAAGUUCUGAUGCAGUUCAGCCGAGAUGACCUUGCUCUCGGUCACUUGAUAGUGAUGACUCAGUACGACUGGCCAGAGGAAGAGCCACUCUUCGUCAAGCUGCUUGAUGUAAUUAAGAAGCAGGGGAACUUUUGCUAUGGACUCUUUUUCAACUACCUCAUCAAUGCUGACAUGCUUGAGGAAUUUAUGUACAUCACUACUGCUAAUGGAGGUGGAGUCACUCUGGACCUACUGCCAACUUCUACCACUCAGGUUGGAAGUGUGGAUGCUGAUUGCAGACAGAGAGCUGUGACGCGAGGAGUGAACAAAGGAGCUAAAGAAGACCUGAAGCUGGCCAUGGAAAAGCAGAUGGCACGCUGCGAUGAUGACCUUGAGCACCUUCUGGUUCACUUCGUCCAGCAAGAGAGAGAGAUUCUCGAGCAGCAGCUGUAAACUGAGAGCACAGAUGGAUGUAAACAGCUCCUCUUAAUGUUCUCAGCCGACCACUUAUGGGCUUCAAGGCAUACCAUUCUCGGGCCUCCUAUCUGGCACACUUCAAAGCAACUAUACAAUCGAUUGCAGUGCAGCCAAUGAUGAUUCCCUUAAACUGUCUGCAGCAGUUUCAGGCAACAACUUGUGCUAGUAGGCACUGAGUUUCUGUCUGCAGUUUCCCUAAAUGCCAUCUUGUGGUCAGCAGCCUGCAGUUAAAGAAGCAGUGCCGCUGUAAGCGUACAGUGUUGAUGCACAGAGAACUUGUAUGAGAGGUAUUGACAUAACAAUAACUUUUUUGGCUUGGCAAUUUAAAAAAAAUUGCAAUUUAAAGAAACGAUGAGACUGGAAAUUAACAUUUUGGCUUCUCUGAAAUUGAAUGCAAAGAUUUAUUUAAACCCUGUGGGAUAACAUUAACAGAAUCGAAAGGGAAUUGUGAAGGUACUGCGAGCAUCUUACUGCAGAAGGACUGGCUGUGCUGGACACUGACCAACAUUGCCUCGACAAGUACAAAAAAGCUUGGGCAUAGUUUUGCUUCCGUUUCUGCAGUGCAAAGUAUGAAAAAAAUAUAUAUAUAAUCUUGGCUUGUCUCUUUGCAACCCUAGACUUUACAUUACGAGGCCUAUAUUUCACGGCGCGUUAUAUCGUAAGAAUGUUUUUGUCUUUUGUAAUUUCAGAAAAUGUGUAGUACAGUAGAAUCCCGAUAAUGCAAACUUUGAUCAUUCGUACUUUCCGAUAAUUCAAACAAAAUUCAAUUUUUAGUUGGUUCUUUGUUCUUUCAAUGUAUUUAAAAGCCUUUUAAUUCAAACUCCAUCAUAUGGUUAAUUCAUAUCUUUUCCAGGUUCAUACCAGACCCAGGUGGUCGAAAUUUUCGGAGCCCUCCACUACGGCGUCUCUCAUAAUCAUAUGGGGCUCUUGGGACGUUAAACCCCACAUAUCAUCGAUCAGGUUCAUACCAGAAAAUAUCUGCUGCUUUCCCCCUACUAUUUAUUAAUUCAUGUGCCUAUAUAAUCUUAACAGUCUCAAAAUGAAAAAUAAUCUUGAGGCCUUCAAGGAAAAAGGCAUUGCUAGUAAACAAAUGUUUGAAAUGAAGCACACCUAAGGUAAACGGUGAUGCUUUUAAACUGGUAUAAAGAACUUUGUGCUGAAGGCUCAUACCUGUAACAAUGAAUCAGUUGGCAUUAGGUCCGAUCAGCAGUAAAUUGCCAAUAAACGUUUGGACCUAACAACUCUGCCUAAUUAUAAUGCGUAGUGUCACCACACCCAGAGUCAUCUAUCUGAGAACUGAUAAUUCAAACAAAAUUCAUAAGUCCUUUUGAGUUUGAAUAAUUAAGAGUCGACUGUAUUAUUUGUGGCAUCAGAAUUUACAACUGGUUUAAACACUCGAUUAUGGACAAUUCUAUCUGCAUCUGCUGUGGAAGACGCUCAUCUUGGUGCACUGCAAAUUGUGUGGCUGUAUCAACUUUUAUAAUAUGUUUUUUUUUUUGUAAUGCUGAGAGCUGGGCCAGUUUUUACUAGUAUUUUGAGACAUGUUUGCAGCACUAAAGAAAAUAUUUCAAGUUUGGUAGUACAGGUCAAGUAAAGCCAGUCGAUAACAGUA
This is a messenger RNA of Rhipicephalus microplus (southern cattle tick), 3798 nucleotides long. RefSeq names its product integrator complex subunit 10 (gene IntS10). Gene Ontology annotation, biological process: snRNA processing. The record is from RefSeq and is a predicted model, not a curated record. Gene Ontology annotation, cellular component: integrator complex. NCBI's taxonomy places the organism in Eukaryota, Metazoa, Arthropoda, Arachnida, Ixodida, Ixodidae.